Messenger RNA from Zootoca vivipara (common lizard), 1695 nucleotides. Lineage: Eukaryota; Metazoa; Chordata; Lepidosauria; Squamata; Lacertidae. The record is from RefSeq and is a predicted model, not a curated record.
AUGGAUGCUGAGCAGGCUGAACAGGAAGUGCAUGUUCAAGCAGCUGUGGGAAUUCGACAGAUACCAGGCUCAUUGAAACAAGACAGCUUCCUGGUGGUGAACAAAGAUUCCAACCGUCUGAUAUUCAUUAGUAAGGCAGACAAAGGAGUGCAGGAAGGAUGCUUCACCAUUGAUGGAGUCUUCAGUUUGGACACCGGGCAGGACAAGCUCUUCCUGGAGCAGCUGCAACCUCUGCUGGCCAUGGUGCCUUUGGGCUACAGUGUGUCCUUGCUGGUUUGUGAAGCCCAUCACGAUGGAACCCAGACACAAAUCCAAGCCUUUGUCCAGAAGGUAAUAGAAUCUGUCUUGCAAGAAACCAGCUCUGCCAAAAAUUGUACUCAGUACCUCCAAACCAUCACCUUUGUCCAGAUCUACACAGAUGGAAAGGCUCAGGACCUCCUCAGCCCCAGAAGUCGAGUCCUGCAGGUGAUGGACCUCCCUCCGCUGGGGCUGAUGGUAGAAGAAGCGGCUGAAGUAGUUGUGGCCAAUUCACAAGCUGCCACUCAUUGCUACUUGCAGGGGAUGUCGUUGCACCAAAGUUGUUUGCAGAAAUCUUUCCAGGAGCAGCACAAAGCAGCCAUAUGUGGCAACCUCUUCACCAUCACCAUGGAGACUAAAGCAGAGAGUGGUCAGGGGCUUCAGCGAGCUACUGUCAAGAUCUUUGAGUUUUCUGGAGGAAAUGAGCAACACUCUCCUGACCCUUUUUUGCCUCUUUUCCGAGCUUCGUCUGCUGCGGCUCUUCCUGCUGAUGACACAGGGUUCCUCUGCUGGAUGCUGAAGCAUUUGCUGGAAGAAAAUGCCCUCACCUUCCUGCUGUUGUGCCUGACCCUGCCAGAUGCUUCUGGAGAAGAGAUACGGUCUGCCAUCUCACUGACUGAACAAGUGAGGACUGUGACAAAGAGAGUGUCACCAGUCCAUUGGGAUCCCACUCAUGAGGCUCAGAAACGAAGAGAGGUGAUAGGAGAGCUGAGAGCCCAGCUGGCCUUCAGGAGUCGGAUGGACCGGAAGGACAUCCUCAGCCAAUUGGAGGUGGUGAUCAAGGAGAUACAGGUUCUGAAAAGCCAACGCUGGAAGAAAAAGAAAGAGGCCUCAGCAACAUAUGAAGCAAAGGAUACUUCUCCUGAAGGCAGGAGCAUGGUUGGUGAGCAGCACCAAGAGACAAAGGGGAGGUUCUCUCAAGCAAAAGCCCGGUGGCAGGUUCUUCAAGAGCAACACCAUCUCCUGAUACAACAGGAACUUUUGAGAAUGGAAGAGGAGCUGGCAAGUCAAGAGCUUCCUCCAGGCCAGCAAGGAGCCAUGCUCUGGCAGAAAGAAAAGUCUUUGCUGAUUUUGCGCAUGGAGGCACUGCAAAGAGAACAGGCAGAAGCAGGAAGGGAUCUGGAGGUGCUGUACCAAGAAUGCCAACGAGAAACUGAAACACAAAAACAACACAUCCUGCAGGUAUUCCAGGGUUAUAGGAAACAUGCUGAAGAGCAUAUAGAUGUCCUUGAACAGAGGUAUCGAAAGCUGCUCCAGGAGUCCCUGCAGGAUGCUAUUCUCCUUUCCACUCAGAACCAGCAACUACAAGCUCAGAAGCAACUGGGCUACAUGGAGAAAGCUACCCAGACUGAUUUCCAGACCCUUACACGGAGCCACGAGACAGCCUCCCCAUCCUAA